CCCAGCAGCAGCAGCGGCAGCAGCAGCAGCAGCCCUGUUCCAUCUGCGCACCGCUGCCUGCAGCACGGACACCGGGAGCGUCCGCUGCCUCUCCGCCGCUGAGGUGAGGCUGCACCCCCGUCCCCCCUCCUCUUCCUCCUCCGGUCCUCCUGGGAGCACAAUGCGCUGAUCUCUGUGGCAGGAUGAUUUCUGUUGUUUCCACGGUGGAGAGCGUCCCCAGAGGUACAGGCACCCCGGCGCCCAGCCUCUACCAGCGGAUCAGGAAGGUCUUAACCAGAGACCUCCUGGUGACCCUGGCUCUGGGCCAGGUCUUGUCCUUGUUAAUCUGCGCUAUCAGUCUGAUCAGCAAGUACCUGGCAGAUGACUUCAAUGCUAACACACCAGUGUUCCAGAGCUUUCUCAACUACAUCCUGCUGUUUCUGGUCUACACCACGACACUGGCAGUCAGGCAAGGAGAAGGGAACCUGCUGGCCAUUCUGAAGCAACGCUGGUGGAAAUACAUGAUUCUGGGUUUGAUAGACAUCGAGGCCAACUAUCUGGUCCUGAAGGCUUACCAGUACACUACACUCUCCAGCGUACAGUUGUUAGACUGUUUUGUCAUCCCGGUGGUCCUGCUGCUGUCCUGGUUUUUUCUCUUGGUGAGGUACAAGGCAGCCCACUUUGUUGGGGCAGGGCUGUGCCUGUUGGGUAUCGGCUGCAUGGUGGGAGCUGAUAUCCUACUUGGUCGGCAGCAAGGCCUUGGAGAGCAGAAGCUAUUUGGGGAUCUUUUGGUUUUGGGAGGAGCUACACUGUAUGGGAUCUCCAACAUCUGUGAGGAAUUCAUUGUGAAGAACCUGAGCCGUGUGGAGUUCCUCGGCAUGAUGGGACUCUUCGGAUCCUUCUUUAGCGGCAUCCAACUGGCAAUCAUGGAACACAAGGAACUGCUGAAGGUAUCCUGGGACUGGCAGAUAGGUCUUCUCUAUGUUGGUUUCAGUGCCUUCAUGUUUGGCCUGUACAGCUUCAUGCCCGUGGUGUUAAAGAGGACGAGUGCCACCUCAGUCAAUCUCUCUCUGCUCACAGCUGACCUAUACAGCCUCUUUUGUGGUGUCUUCCUCUUUCACUAUAAGUUCUCUGGCCUCUACUUGUUGUCAUUUUUCGUCAUUAUCUUGGGCCUGGUCCUUUACGCCUCCUCAUCUACCUAUGUGGUCCAGGAUCCACGAGUCUACAAGCAGUUCAGGAACACAGGCAGCCAGCCAGCCAACGACCCACCACCAUUUAGGCCUGCAGUCCCAGAACCUUCUGUCACCUACACCAGCCUGGGCCCCGAGCUGGGGGAAGAGCUUCCUGUACGUGUAGCCUAAAUUGAUCUGAGAGAUCUGGAAGUGUUUAAUCUGUCAGCAUGGUGGAUCAGUGCGUCAGCUGCAGGGUCUAGGUUAUUUACAGAGGAAUAGUGCUGGCUGUACCCAGAAUGCUGAGAAGGGUAGCAGCACAAUCACCCAGGUAGAUCCAGGUUUUCAUUUUUUUGGCCUUUACUGAGCGAUGUAGUCUCCAUCUACUCAGUUAUGACAAAUUUAUGUACCCAAAUAUGUACCUGAUACACAAAUGACCAGAAUGUAAUUAAUCAAAAAGCAAAGAAAGUGAAUAUGUUGAGUUCACUGUGAUCAAAGACUGAGUAGAAAGUAGUGACUGUAAAUAGAUGGUAUUGUAAUUGAAAUGAUUCUCUUCCUUUCUUUUUAUAUCUGUCAAGAAUGUUUUUGUGUAUUACCUGUGUAUAUGCUGAAACUGUUUUCAUCAUAUUGAAGUCUACAGUGUUUCUGAAUCCACCUGCUCCAAUUCAGUGACAGCUUUAGUCUUUUCUGUCUGUUUAACACACUGGGGUCACUAGUGUACAUAGUAGUGGCAGACAGCUCCUCGUGGUUCAUCAAACAACUUUGUCACCAAGGUACUACGUUUUGCUGUGUAUUUUAAACAUGGUGGAUAUAUUGUAGGCUGGUAUAAAUAUAUAUGCAGAUAUCAUAUAUUUAAGUUUGAAUACAACAAAAAAGCUUUCCAUAUUUACCCUCCAGAAGGUCAUUCUGAUAGUGUGAAGAAGGCUUUAAAUCAGUGUUUCAUCCUGAGAAGUACAAUUUACAGAAAAUGAUGAAAACAACUGAUGAAAAAAUCGCAAACAUCAUUCAUAACCACUGUCAGCGGCUAAGAUGCGCUGGCUGCAUCAUGUAGUUUUUGGAGGGCGUUGUUGUAUCUUGGGCCAUGUUAAAUCUAAAUAUGGAUAAGAGCUUUGACAGGCUAUUAGAAGUGAUGGGGGACAGAAUCCAUGGCCCCCCUCCUCUCUCUGUGUAUAUUGCAAAGUUUAUCUGACAUGAUUAUGAGGAUUCAGCAGUCUGAGUCAGUGAAACCACCUGGGUAUCUUCCAAAGUGUGUCUGCAGUGUCUGAGCUGCAGUGAGGGGAAGUGAGGAAAUUUCACAAUAAAAAUUCAGUAAUAAGAAAAAAUCCACUUAAUUUAGCUCCAGUGUCAUAUUGGCCUCAGAUAAACUUUGGAUUGUUCGCACUUGAUCGAAAAUAUCCUGUACAUCAGAAGCACAUAAAGGAAAGAUCUCUUAAUAGCCAGUUUGAACAGAUAAGAACAAAAACCUAUCCUUUCAUUUGGAGUGAGCUGUAGAUGUGUGGUACUAAAAGGCCAAAGCCUGCAUUUACAUAGAGUAAAAGAGUUGAAGAAUCGACUGCUUCUCACAUUUUAUUGUUACGUAUCGUUUAGUAUAUUGUUUGAUGUAUUAUGUCCUUUUGAAGUCAGAGAGAUCCUAGUUGGAUUUUGGGUGGGGAGCUCACCAUUAUUGGCUAUUGGGUUAUUGUAAUUUUUGCAUAUUUUUGUCUGUAUGUGUAUGUUUAGUUUUUU
Messenger RNA from Paralichthys olivaceus (Japanese flounder), 2873 nucleotides. RefSeq names its product solute carrier family 35 member F1 (gene slc35f1). Gene Ontology annotation, biological process: transmembrane transport. Gene Ontology annotation, cellular component: membrane. Gene Ontology annotation, molecular function: transmembrane transporter activity. NCBI's taxonomy places the organism in Eukaryota, Metazoa, Chordata, Actinopteri, Pleuronectiformes, Paralichthyidae. The record is from RefSeq and is a predicted model, not a curated record.